AGAUAACAUGUGGAUCGAAGUUCGGCGAGCUUGUGAAACAGUGCAAAACUUUACUGAUAUUGAAGAUGCAAAUGCCUGUGCAGAGUUGAUCAAAGAAGUUGAGAAGUUCAAAUGGCGUAUUCAGAAUAUCCUGAAAAAUCCGGGUAAAUCCCCAACGGAUCGAGUCAAACUCAAAGCGAACGCAGAAAUUGCCAUUGAUGGUGUCAAGGUGACCCUUGAUCAGUCAGUUUGCGAUGAGACAACCAUCAUCAGCGAUAUAUUCAAUCUCAAUGAGAUGGAUGCACUUCAGCUCGUUCUUUCCGGAGAAAGCCAAAGAAUCCAUUUUGAUUGCUUGAAUCGUGGACUUAUCGCAGUAGUAUGUUACUAUGAUGUACAUAGACUUCUCGCAGUUCUUUUGAGAACAAUGCUUGAAUGGGACAAAGAGUCAGCACAUGAGACUCUACGGGCCUUCAUUGAACAGAAUUUUGUACACCGCACACUCUUCCAGCACUUACUUCAGCUACAAGCGACUUUUACUGUCACGAGCGAGUUUCACAUGCUUUCCUUACCACAUGUGAAUGGCCUAGGUGGUCCUCGACAUCAAAAUCUACUACGCGGUGUAAUCGAAGAAAUUCGUGAAAAUACUGCAGAGGCCUUGUAUUCACUCUGUGAAUGGGGAGCUGAACAUGCGAACGAAUUCUUGUCUGACAUUUAUCCCAUACUCAAGGGAGUCCCUUUGGCGGAGAAGUUUGCUCCACAUCACCUUUCUGCUUGGACAUGUUUAGUGAAGCUUACGUCCAGCCAUGUACUUUCACAGACUCCAUCUGCAGCAACCGUUCUCUCGAAUCUCGUCAAAGAGAUCAGGAACGAGACCGUGUGGAGCGAUCAGUCCGUAUGCGGCACAGUACAACUCGCUUGCGCUAUAGCCCUCCGAGCCCUUGCUGUUAGCCCCGCCGAUCACUUGAAUAUAACGAAUGUGGAAGUAGACGUUGAUAAGGUUGUAGACAGAUCAAUCAAGAAUUUGGCCCUGGUUUUUAUUCGUCAUGGAAUCAUCGGAUCUGAUUCAUUCAAAUUAUGUAGUACGCACGUGCGAGUGGUGGAUACGCUGCUUAAGCAAUUGAUUGCUUUGUUUCCUGCUAAGCUUAUGGAGAUUGAAAGAAACUCCGAGGACGAGCUUACUUGGGUGGAUGAGGUAGCUGAAAGUGGGCAGCAGGUGACACCUGCAUUACACUACGAGAACUUUCUAAGAUGCAUUGCUGACCUGUACCAGCUAGCCAAUGAUCCAAAAGCCAGUGAGACACUGAAGACAUGCAUCACGGAACUGAGCUUGGCCUACAGCAGUGCAGGAUCGAUGGAGUUAUGCCGUUUUAUGGAGCGAGCUCGAGUCUCACAUCAUGUUGUGCACGCAGUAGCUUAUUUGGAUGUCCUAUGCGCAGUAUGUCGAACUCAGCAGACAGCAUCAUUUAUCUUUGAUAUCUUCGCACGAGUGCCACCUGGAGAUGAUGUUUAUGUUGGAUGGGAUCAUGUUAUGUCUGCGCUGCGAUCCUAUGAAAGGCUUUUUCGAGAAAGGACCGGCGCCACUUCUAUGUUUGGACAUGCAAUUUCUCAACCAAUCAAACCUAUCAUUCCUCCACGAGAGCUGAUUGGCCUGAUUACUUGGGUCAAUCUUGCCCGUACCGUAGUCGAUCUGGACAAUGAUGCAGCUGAAAUAUUUUUGGAGGAACGUCAGUGGGCUGUCUUGGAUGCAGCUUUGGGCGUUGUUUCAGCGCCAGUACCUUUGGCGUUGAAAGGAGCUUUGCUACGGCUGGUCGCGGCUUUGGCGAAAAGGGAAGCAUCCGUGCUUAGAAUAUGGAAUGCACUGAAUGCGCAUGGUUUAUGUACCUUUGCUGAGAAUGGAGCUUUGAUGGGUUUGCAGAAAGAGCUUGAUGAACGAGAGUGUGCUGAAGAGACGUUUGACACUUCGCUUGGAUUCGUCCAUCUUCUAAAAUCUCUCUUAUCACAUUCGCAUAUCACAGUGCCGGAUUUCGCUGCACCCUACCUGCAGUAUCUGACGAAGUCGAUAGUAUCCCAGAUGACUUCACGAGCGUACAGAGAUAUUGGACAGUUUUAUGAACUGGAAGAAGUCUCGCUAUCGGCGUUGCUUGGGUUGUUGAGACGAUGCUAUGUCGAUGCUCGUGCCGUUGUCCGGAGAGAUCCAGCCGUGGCUUUGCUCACACAAAUUCUAAAUGACACGCCAGUCUAUAGGGCGAUUUGCUCAGUGCUUCUUGAAGAUGUGAACAUUCACGAUCAAACGAGUAGGACGCUGAAAAGGACGUCUGCGCCAGCGUUGCCCGCUAUCGAACUUCUCUCAAUUGCCGUUUCUCGUUAUGCUGCAUUGAAAACCUCCAUCCGAAGCACGGACUCGGACAUGAUGCUUGCUCCGCUGCAUACGUUGCUUCUAUCACCAUUGCAGCCGUCUGGUCUGAACAUUCUGGACAUUCUGUUGCUUUACCUAGAGGAGGCUGAGAAUCUACCGCGGCAUGCGCUACAUGCAGCUCGUAUACUGAGAGAGCUAUGUGCCGUUAGGCCAUCGCUACAAACAAGGAUGGUUGAGUUGCUAAUAGCACGAAGAAUGGUGGCGCGAAACGUUCGAGCCGUACGUAGUGCAUUGAAUCCGGCAACAAUCAGGUUCACAAUCGCGGAUAUGGAUGCUGUAGAAUUUGACGAAAACGAUCCAGUUCGUGCAAGGGGCGAAGCUGCUCUUGUCCUUCUGGAAACUCUCUCAGAUUCUAUCGAGACGGAUCCAGGCGAAACUAACUUAUGUUCCCUGCUUUUUGGUUUCAACAGCAGUGCUGCUCAAAUAUCCGGUCAACUUUUUGACAUAGACGCGCCACCGACUGGAUUUCACCAAGUUCUGUCCAUCUUGGAGCAAUUUAUUGCCUCGCCUGACCCAUUCCAGCUCCCAUUCUCAGCCCUGAUUGAGCCAGCUUUUCGGCUACUGCAAAGGCUUGUGUCUGUGGAUUGCAUCUACUCACAAGCAGUACUUCGCUUUGUUCGCUCUAUGGAUCUGAUCCGACAACUGGUCAAAUCACCGUUUUUGUCCACUCCGUUGUCGCAGAAUCCAACUGAUAGCCCGACUCUCUUGUCUGUUACUCGCAUGAUUUCUGGUUCCAUACUCCAUCUAGCAGCCUUAGAAAUAUCAUCUUUGCUUAAGUCCGGGCACUUCGAAGAGCCACAUGAGAUCUACAGUACCUUGCUGGAGCCCUCGGAUGCAGUUAUCAAUCAGGAAGAGACUGGAGAUGGGGGAGUGAAUAGUUUACUAUUGAGCCUACUUCGCUAUGGCCACGUCGAAAUCACUGAAGAGAUUGAAUAUCCACGCUUGGUGCAUUUUAACGCUCAAAAACUCCAAGCGGUGUUUGAUGUCUGCAAAACGACUACUGUAUUUAACAUCGCACAGUAUGAUAUCGAAUACUUGCAUGCCCUACUUACACGUGAGAUUGUCAGCACACAAGCGGAGGACACGGGUGCUGUCACUAGAGAAAUGGAGGCAGUUUUAACUUAUGGCACGGACAUUAAUGCUCAGUUGUUGCAACGAGGUGCAUCUGAACAAUUAGUUUCGGGAUGCACAGCACUGCUGAAUGUCAUGGCUUUGUUUGCGCCGGUACCAUUCUUCUCAAUUACUGUUCAACUCAAUUUUCUGACUGACACCGCAUUCCUGCUCGUGGAAUAUUUGAGUGGCUGUGGAGCGGAUGAACAAGUAGCUGUGUGUGGAACACUAUUUCGGUUAUGCAAAACUAUUUGUGCUCUAACGAAGCAAAAGUAUCCAGAGGUCACUGAACAACGAAAUAUGCUGGCAAAUUUGCUUAAUCCGAUUCUGGAGUUGCUGAUUCAACCAGGAGAGUGGCCUCUGCAGGCCAAAAUAUGUAUCUAUAGCAGUGCCAGGGUGUGUCUGAGAAAUGCUUAUGUUGCAGAGGAGACCAAGGAUCCAAAUGAGAAGAACGCCGAUUGGUUGACAAGUGGUCUGGUAGUUGGUGAAGCAAGCACAGAUCCGAUUUUGGAAGUUCUUAGCAGCAAGGCUCAUGAACUAAGCCAGUGCAUUGCCAGAGAUAUUGUGGAUCUGCCUCAGGAACACAAGGCUACUCCACUCCUUUUGCUAAGUGAUGUGCUGCAUGAGGACCCUAGAAAUUUCACAUCUCAAAUAUCAAAGACGGGUGUUGCGAGGUACAUGACAGACUUGCUGGCUGCAAUGAAAAUUGACUGGAUUGCUUUAUCGAAAGGAGAUCCUGACGCUAUGCAUGAGCAUGCUCUCUUCAAAAGUCUUGUGCUCGCUCUCACACGGUUGUCUCUUACGGAAAGUGGAUGGAAUGCUUUGGCCGAGCUGGCACUACCAGAGGUCCUUGCGCAAUUGCAGAUGUUUGCGCAUCCACCAAAGGAAGUAUUUCUUCAGCCGGCAAGCAUAAAAUUAAAAUCUACUCCGGGAGAACUAUAUGUAUCUUCGUUCGAGAUGGUUCUCCAUUUGUGCAUAGCAGUAUGCUCAAAACCUAAGUGGAAACGAUUAUCGUUCAAGAUUCUGGACGUUGUUCACUCACAAGGAGAGUUAUUAAGCCAACUCAUGCGAGCAGAGAUCUCUUGUCGGAUGGUAGAUUAUGCGUCAACCUUAGUGCAACAUAUAUGGCAGAAUGAUACAACCACUCGACUAGUGAUAGAUGCUGAUUCCGUACUGAAUCAACUACGAGCAAGGCCUAGCGGACCCAACGCUCUCCAGCAAGUAAACAGAAAACCGUAUUCAUUCCUUGUACCUGAUCAUCUCUGCCCCGAAUACCCUUACAGAGGGACGCAAAUAACAGCGUCCUAAAAGGCGAGAUGAUUAUAUUCACUGCCACCCGUAGAUCUCUUUAUAAAGUUGUUACCCUUGUAGGCCUGCCUGUAUCUAUGAAGUUUCGUUCCAUGUUUGCAUUUGAAAGCAUUUGUUAUUUGUUGCUACAAAAAUUGUUGCUAAUUUUCUAGGAUGAUUGCUCUUCGGGUAUCAUAAUCAAAAGUCUCUCAUUUUCCAAUAAAUUUUGAAGAUCAA
Messenger RNA from Cylicocyclus nassatus, 5029 nucleotides. NCBI's taxonomy places the organism in Eukaryota, Metazoa, Nematoda, Chromadorea, Rhabditida, Strongylidae. The record is from the annotation of a GenBank genome assembly.